CGCAAAUAUGACACGAUCAUCACGAAAUGCCCAGCAGCCAAGCUCUCCGGCGCCAAAUUCAAUGGCCAAUGUGCUCUCAUCAUCCACCAAGGACAACGAAAUCAAAACUUCGCGGCCAGCCCGAAAGAAGGUAGUGCGAAAGAGGACGCGGAGCGACGCGUCUGACAGCGACUUCAACCAAGAGAACGAGGCAGCCGUUGCAGUUCCCAUCACCAAGAAGCGGAAAACAACACGCUCGGCAAAGGAGGCUGCCAAAUUUAACGAUCGGAUUUUUGGAGCAAAUUGGAUAGAGGAUCCCAUCUUAGCCGCCUGCGAUCCUCCUGCUCGUCGCCACGGCCUGGAUUAUCAUCGACCACUCCUGCUUGAUAGCCGACAUGGUCGUGGCUCUCUAAUUAACUGGUUCGACUCGGUCAGCACCGCGCGUAGCAUGCCAUGGCGGAAGGAAUGGAUAGAUCCACGCUUAAUUGCAGAUGCCUCGUUGUUGCGAUCACGGCUGGAACGUCGCGCAUACGAGGUCUGGAUAUCCGAAAUCAUGUUGCAGCAGACCCGCGUGGCCGUGGUCAUUGACUACUGGAACCGGUGGAUGGCAAAAUGGCCGACUAUCCAAGACCUGGCGGCUGCUGAACCAGACGACGUCUUGGCCGCGUGGCGGGGUCUUGGGUACUACAGCCGUGCGACGCGGAUUCACGAGGCUGCGAAGCUGGUGUGCGAAAACCACAAAUGGAAAGGCCUUCUCCCAGCCGCAGCGGAAGAUCUCGCGGCUGGUGUCCCCGGCGUCGGACGCUAUACGGCGGGUGCGAUCAGUUCCAUUGUCUUCGGACAGGCUGCGCCAAUGGUCGAUGGGAAUGUGCUCCGGGUGUUAAGCAGGCAGCUUGGCAUAUUUGGAGAUGUCAAAACGAAUAAAAUCGUCAUUGAUACGCUGUGGGCUGCCGCUGAUGCUCUAGUCAAGGCCGUGGCACGAGAUUCUACAGAGGGCAGUGACAAGGACGAAUCGGAUAAUUCAGUUAGCGAUCGGCCCGGGCGAUGGGGUCAAGCACUGAUGGAGCUGGGUAGCACGAUCUGCAUACCAAAGCCCAAUUGCGCGGCCUGUCCUGUCAGUUCAACUUGUCGCGCGUAUGGCGAGGGCAUACAGCUUGCUACGAGAAAGGGACUUGUGUCGGGUAAGACUACGGCUGAAACCGACAGCAAGGCUAGUACAUGCGACAUGGAAGAUAUUUGCAGUUUGUGCGACCCUUUCAGAGAGUUCGCGCCACCCGAUGAAGAAGACAACAAAUUGGGAUCUAAGGCCUCGAAAAAUAUGACAACGCCAGCAUCCAAACUAUCAUCUAAGAAACAGGCGACGUUACAGGCCUUCGCGUUCGCACAGCCCAAGAAAAUAGACAAAAAGCCCUCAAGUUCGUCCCUUACACUUAGCACCGCGGCCAUGGAGGUAGUUACGAACUAUGCACGGAAAUUUCCCGUCAAGACUAUUAAGAAGGCGGUACGGGAAGAAGAGACUCUAGUCUGCGCCAUCCGGCGAAGCGACGGACGUUAUUUGAUCCGUCGGCGUCCUGAGAAAGGUCUGCUUGCGGGGCUAUGGGAGUUUCCUAGUUAUAUACUUCCAGAACCAGGCAAGGGAACGCCAAAGACUCGCAAGCGCGAUGCCAAGCAGUACGUGUCCAGUUUGGAUGCCGGCGCAUUUGACGGAAAAUUGAAGCAUCUUAGUGAGCUGGGGAGUGUACCUUGGCUCUUCUCACACAUUAAAUUGACGAUGCAUGUUCAUCUCUUUGAGCUCGACAAUGCCAAUGUCGAGGAAAGUUUUGGCUCUGAUAGUCGGAGCAGGUGGACCGAUACCGUUGGUGAGGAGUCAAUGGGGACGGGGAUGCGGAAAUGUUGGGAUUUGGUGAGAGAGGCCGCGAGUUCGUGAUGGAGUAGAACCUAUUCGAGCAUGCGAACGAACCAUCUUGCAUCGGCGAUUCGUGCCGAGGCGAGGUCUUUGAACUGGACAAUUUGCGGAACUGUCUCAAUUGUUCGUUGUUGCGAGGAAGAAUAACCAGUGCAUGAAGCAACAAUCGCAGUCGGCACUUAUUUGUGCUUUGAUUCUUUUUUCGUGGC
Messenger RNA from Pseudomassariella vexata, 2094 nucleotides. RefSeq names its product DNA glycosylase. Gene Ontology annotation, molecular function: 4 iron, 4 sulfur cluster binding; oxidized purine DNA binding; adenine/guanine mispair binding. The transcript is spliced from 2 exons. Gene Ontology annotation, biological process: base-excision repair; mismatch repair. Gene Ontology annotation, cellular component: nucleus. Bases 8 to 1906 code for a protein of 632 amino acids. The record is from RefSeq and is a predicted model, not a curated record. Lineage: Eukaryota; Fungi; Ascomycota; Sordariomycetes; Amphisphaeriales; Pseudomassariaceae.